Parastagonospora nodorum SN15 is the source of this 2133-nucleotide messenger RNA. RefSeq lists its product as hypothetical. The transcript has 3 exons. NCBI's taxonomy places the organism in Eukaryota, Fungi, Ascomycota, Dothideomycetes, Pleosporales, Phaeosphaeriaceae. The record is from RefSeq and is a predicted model, not a curated record. The coding region runs from base 1 to 2133 and encodes 710 amino acids.
AUGGACUCCAACGAUAAGCCCUGCCCAAUUCGCAGAGAGAUACGCCCCGGUUUCCGUCGUAUAGGUAUCGGGAGAAUUCGUCGCGGAAUUGCCACCUGCCGCCUGGUCGCUUGUGAUACGAACGCUUGUGAAAUGAAAGCUGGGGGUACGGCCGCUCUGGGUAUGGACUUCGUGUCUGAAAUAUCCUUUGAAGAACUGAACGAGAGAUUGCGGAAAUCACAGGAACAGCUUCAAAUACGCCUAUCCACUGAGUUACUGAAGAGAAGACUGGAGAGCCAAGAGAAGAGCCGAAGAGAUUGUCGUGAUGAGUUUGAAAAGCUGUCGACAUGUAUCUCAACAUUGAGAGGACAAUUGGAGAAGUUCUGGUCUUCCACGGCAGAGUUCAGUAGACGCCGCACGCAAUGCCAGGGUCGACGCUUUAGUCUGCGAAGCUACUACCUGAAAAGGUACUUGGAACUAGUUCUCGAUUUCAAACUGUCGAGUUACUACCUGGGACCCGAUGGCAAGCUGGAUCGCGCACUUCAAGGAGCCCAGGGAUUUUUAUCGACGUCGGAGUUAUGGUCAUCGAAUGAAUUCGUUUUCGCGCAAUCAACCUCGCCCUCUCAAACGGCGGAAGAUCUCCUCCUGGCCAAUUUUCGAAACGCGCAGUUGAGACUGAAUGAGCUGUCCGCGUAUGGAGCCCUGCUGGAAACGAACUUUGAGAAUGUCAAAGAACAACUAGAGCAACUUUUGUCCGUCGAAGAUGCACUGGACGAAGAACAGAGGCAGACGGAGCUGGAACAGCGACAAUCCGAGAGAUCCAUGGAGCGUCUCGAGCGAUUCAUGAGAGAUGUGACACUCCGGCUGCAGAUGCUCGUUGUGCUGCUUCUCCUGUGCGGCAAAUUUUCCGGCGUCUCGGACAAUGAUCAACCGAUGUGUACAACCAUGCCCUGGAACAUCCGACCAGCUCUGAUUGUGCUGUGGGGUGUCUGUUGGAUGUUCUAUACCCCCGAAGGCAACGUGGAUCCAACGGGUAGACAAGACACCGGACUGGACAGAAAUCUGGAUAUCUCAAUGAUAGAUUGGCCUCAAUGGAUCAAUGACGGGCCAUUUCAGAUUUCCAAUCAGGAUCCUUCCCUGUACAACCAAGAUCCGAUCGCACAACGACCAACGUUACCAGCUGCAACCGAAGCUUCGACCCCAUUUUUCAUGCCUGAUUUCUUCCAGGACCUAGCUCUGGACGCUGCGUCCUUGAACCAGAGCCUGUAUAAAGGUGGUCCCGAUCGCAGAGUGGCGCUCGACCCAAAAGACGCAUUCAGUAGCUUGAAUCUCACAUCAAACAUGGAGGUAUUACCGACAUAUCCGAUGAUCAGUGGCUAUCAUCCAGGAUUAGCCAACGAGCAACUGGCAGGGUUCCAUCCAGGACUGGUGCCGUCUGCAUCUACGGCGACUGACAGACCAAAUACCCUUGCGGAACAAUCGACAUCGUCGUCAAGGCCACUAAGCGGGUCUGAACAGCCGCGGCAGCCUACACCCUACCGUCCGGAAGUUUCUAUGACUUGCGAGCAUACCCAAUGUAGCGGUUUGACGUUUGAUCAUCCAUCUGACUGGAACAAUUGCAAAUACUCGCUUACACCACACUUCAAGCGCAAGGACAAUUUUGUUGAUCAUUUGAAGAGAUUACAUGGAUAUUCACCGGCCAAUGCGAAAGCUAAAGCAGACUCUGAAACCAUAUCGCAGGCUAGAUCGCAGCUCGAACUUCAGACCGAACCCCAUUCUCCGUCUUGUGAAAUACCAAAUAUCCCGACCAUUGCUACGUCGGCGGCCAACGCAGGUCCUGCAAUGGCAAAUUCAUCUCAGCCAGACCGAACCCUCUCUACCGCGCCUGGACCAUCGAAGAAGCGACGUCUAAGCAAGACUGCGCCGUAUCCAAGCGAGCUGUCAGACCUCUCAAGGAACCCGAAUCAAGAACCCUACAACGAAGAAGAGACGUGGAAGAGAAAGGUCGCCAGAUACGAGACGGAGAUGGAAGCCUUGCGCGCCCAAAAUGCUUCUUUGAGGACUCGAAAUGACUUAUUGGAGAGCAGGAUUCAGAGGCUGGAAGCGAAUCAGGACUCACUAAUUGCUAUGUUGGCGGAACGUCGGUCUUCGUAG